Notothenia coriiceps (black rockcod) is the source of this 1605-nucleotide messenger RNA. Its product is annotated as calcium-binding mitochondrial carrier protein Aralar1-like. The annotation marks the transcript as partial. The transcript is spliced from 7 exons. Gene Ontology annotation, biological process: L-glutamate transmembrane transport; malate-aspartate shuttle; aspartate transmembrane transport. NCBI's taxonomy places the organism in Eukaryota, Metazoa, Chordata, Actinopteri, Perciformes, Nototheniidae. The record is from RefSeq and is a predicted model, not a curated record. Gene Ontology annotation, molecular function: L-glutamate transmembrane transporter activity; L-aspartate transmembrane transporter activity.
UGCUCCACAGGUCUGGUCCCUCAGCUUAUAGGCGUAGCACCUGAGAAGGCUAUCAAACUCACCGUGAACGACCUUGUCAGAGACAAGUUCACCGGCAAUGACAACUCUAUUCCUCUUCUUGCUGAGAUUAUAUCUGGAGCUUGUGCUGGAGGCUCUCAGGUGAUCUUCACCAACCCUCUGGAGAUUGUGAAGAUUCGUCUGCAGGUGGCAGGCGAGAUCACCACUGGACCCCGAGUCAGCGCUCUCAACGUGAUCCGUGACCUGGGCUUCUUCGGCCUCUACAAGGGUGCUAAAGCAUGUUUCAUGAGAGACAUCCCCUUCUCUGCGAUCUACUUCCCUGCGUACGCCCACCUCAAGACUCAGUUUGCUGAUGAGCAAGGCAGGCUGGGCGCUCUGCAGCUUCUCACUGCCGGAGCCAUUGCAGGUAUCCCUGCAGCCUCCCUGGUGACGCCUGCCGAUGUCAUCAAGACUCGUCUGCAGGUGGCAGCGAGGGCAGGACAGACAACCUACACGGGGGUCAUCGACUGCUUCAGGAAGAUUAUGCAAGAGGAGGGCUUCAGGGCUUUGUGGAAGGGAGCUGGAGCUCGUAUGUGCCGGUCCUCUCCUCAAUUCGGCGUGACUCUGGUGACCUAUGAGCUCCUGCAGCAGUGGUUCUACGUCGACUUUGGAGGACAUCGUCCCGCGGGAUCUCAGCCCAAGUCUCGCAUCUCAGAGCUUCCUCCCAUCAAUGCCGACCACGUGGGGGGCUACCGCCUGGCCGCUGCUACCUUUGCAGGGGUGGAGAACAAAUUUGGCCUCCACCUUCCCAAGUUCAAGUCCUCCGGGGUGGUGUCCAUCCACCACCCAGAGCCUGUCGCUGCCACGCCAGCCUCGGACCCAUAGAGGUCUGAACCUCCACGUCAUUCUGCCAUCCCCCCUCCUCCUCCUCCAGGAGCCAGACACUCGCAUAGAUACAUACACACACACACACACACAGUUUAGACACACUGCACACGUAGGGGCAUUUGAUUUAGGAACAAAACAACAGCAGGGUGAAGGUGCGCUCGACUGGCUGCUGCUGUGGAGUGCUGACUGUGUUGUGUCUUCAGUGGCUGCUCGCUCCUGGCCUCUCCAUCUUUUGUGUUCUCCUCUCCAGCUUUCAUAUGAAACUGCACUCCUCUCUUUCUCAUGAGUACCUGAUUUGAUUUAUAUUCAGUUUCUGUCUGAUACUCAGUGCGACUCUCUUAUUGGACAGCGGGCAUAGCAAAUAUUAAAUUGGCCGGCAUGGUGUGCGGGGCUUCCCUCUCGAUUGGUCCUCCCAAAUGAGGUGACAUACUGUACAUAUUGUAUAACUGUCCUGAGACAAUGUAAUGACGGGAAGGAAGAAAGUUACAAGCUCCGUGAGGUUCAGUUGGGAUCAUGAUUCAGUGACUGUAAUGUUAGGACGAUGUGGGGCCUUCCUGGUCUCUGAGAAUCACUCUUACUGAUGUACAGAACUUUUCAAUUAAGUGUUUUCUUGUUAAAACAAGAAUCAUGAGAAGAGAAUUAGAUAUUAAUAAAUUAAAUGUAUCGCAUUCAACCAUUGUAUUUUAUUGAAAUAAAUCAUCCAUAUGGUUUUAAUUUUAA